AUGAAAUCUUCAUCCCAAAGCAAAAGGCGAAAAAUGUUUCCAUUUCUAGAUAUUAAUGAUAGUGCAAAUGCAUCCAAUAUUGUUGCUGCUUCUCUUCUUGAUUUAGCUUCGUCCUUAUGUAUUAAUGAUCAUCAACCUCAAUCAAUUACAACAAAUUCAACAACACCAGAUCUUAUUGCUUUUGAUUCUCCUCCACCACCAUCCCAAACACUUACAACUUUUUCUCAAUCAAAUGAUACAGCAAGUAAUGUACUUCAUUUAAAUGAUAACACUUCUACAAUUCUACCAGGUCAAACAAAUUAUAUUGAUUCAUUUAAACCUACGAAUAUUUUUGAUGAAUUUCUGGCAUGUUCAUCUCAACAUACCAGUUUAGUUUCUAUUUCAGCUUCUCACUCACAAUCAUCCACUUCAUCCUUAAAAGCAUCUUAUUCAGUAACAUCAUCGUCACCAUCACCACGACAUGCAGAUGUAAGACGUAAAGCGACAGAUAAUUAUUUAGAAACAGCUAAUAAAAAAAGAAAACUAUAUGAUGAAUAA
Messenger RNA from Didymodactylos carnosus, 537 nucleotides. Lineage: Eukaryota; Metazoa; Rotifera; Eurotatoria; Philodinida; Philodinidae. The record is from the annotation of a GenBank genome assembly.